Messenger RNA from Chara braunii, 5217 nucleotides. The record is from the annotation of a GenBank genome assembly. Lineage: Eukaryota; Viridiplantae; Streptophyta; Charophyceae; Charales; Characeae.
GUAGAUAUCUGGCGGGAGUAAAAGGGUGCACGCCGUGAGCUAUCUGGCUAUCUUGCUCUCCUUAUCUUCUCAUCACGUUCCGGGUUCUGCUGCGGGAGACCUCGCUAUCCUGCUUUCUUCUUUCUAACUUGUUCCAAGUUUUCGCUCAGAUAAACGGUGUCACCGGGGUUUCCAGGCGGGAUGUUCCUUACGAACGGCCCUACGGGUGACGGUACGGGAUACAUGAACAAUGGGCAGUUGUCGACGAAUAACGGGGUCUCGAACGUCGGUACAGGCCAGAACGCGGGCAAUUGGAAUGGCUACCAAGGGGGAGGUGGGAGAGCGGGGAUGGGAGGGAACGGUAACAUUUGCUAUAACUGUGGGAAACCUGGGCACAUUGCCUGGGAUUGCUGGUCACGGCGGGGACGUGGGGACACUAACACGCACGGUGAUCCGGAGCUGGAAGAAAUUAAGGAACACUUCCGUUUAAUGCGUAAGGAAAGACUGGAGUCAAAGGAGAAACGAAGGCUAGAGGAGGAGAGAAAAGCCAAGGAGGAGGAGGAACUAAGGAGWAACUUGGACUUCGCCCGAAAGGCGGAAGAAUUCAAGUUACAACUACGUGCCGAGCUCUUGGAAGAAUGGAGAAGGAACAACCAGGAGGCAGAGAAGGCGAGUGGUCCUCUGAAGACAUCUGUGAAGAAGAAAAGGGGAACGGCCCAGAAAACACGCAAGAGCCGCAGAAAGGGGAGGGCGAAGAAGAAGAGGACGGAUAAAUCCAGCGACGAGACGGACACCGAGGAUCCGAAGGAGGAAGACUCUUUGGACAGCGCAACUACUAUGGAUUCUGAAGACUCUCAAGUGAUGCGGACUCCAAGGGGGAAGAAGAAGAAGGCUUACUCGAGGAGCAGAUACAAGAGGAAAAUGGCGGACAAGGCAAAKAAGACAACGGAGAACACACCGCUCAGAACAUUCGAGCGAGGUGAAUGCUCCAGGCKGGGGAGGACGGAUCCGGGCGACACAGGAAGACAGCAYGCRACUGACARCGRCGGGUUCCAGAUGGSGGAGGAAGAGGGACGGGGUUUCAGUCUACCGAAGCAGGAGGGACAUGUACUGACGAGAUUCUCGGAGCUUGCCAUUCCCUGUUUCCUGAGAAAUUCGAAGAAUAUCUCGAGACCGGCAAAAGCUUGUGAAGUGAGCACGAUCAGACGAGCAAUCUGCGAAGCGACGAUGCAUCUCAAGGGCAGCUCGACUGUUUCCAUUACUUCAGAAGUCAUGUUCACCAACUGGGAAAUCAACUUCGCGGCUUGGUCGGACGAGCAGAUCAGAGACUGGGGUUCCCGGAUUGAGGGGCUGGUUCUCACUCCCGUAGACCGGAACCAGGGGGACACUGCAGUGUUCUGCCCAGUCUUGUACAGGCACGGCUUCGGGAAGACGUUCGUCUGGAAUUCCAACUACGUAACGAUCGGGAAUGUCGAUGACGAGGUGACUAUCCUGAAGAAGACCAGGGAAGAUUUUCUCAUGCGGGGUUUGGAUUCAAUCGGCAAAUGGAAACCGGACGGUCGACUGGGUACAGCGUACGUGAUACCAAAACACAAGGACUUGGCACGCUGGAGACCCAUAGCACCGGCUCCGGCAGAUCCUACCAGACUGGCUACGAGGAGAACAGCGAGGGCACUGCACUGUUUACUGGCGCGCCUACCCGCGAACAGCACCUUCUUCCUCAGCUCGGUCGGCGAGCUCGCGGAACGCCUCAAAGCAACCACGCAGAGAUUGAGAGCAGCUGGUUGUAACCAAGCAAUCGGAAGGUGCUACGACAUUAAGGAAAUGUUCUCGAGGAUUCCCCACGGUUCGGUAAUCCAAGCGGUGCAUCAGCUGCUGAGAAGAUACGAGAAUGACGGGUGGAAGCAAGUGCGAGUUUCAACGAGGGGCAAGCUAUGCAUCAGCAGCAGAGAUAAGAAGAAGGUGGAAGGGUACGUGGGUAUCACUCUCAGGAAGAUAAUGGAGGUGAUCAGAUUCGACUUGAACCAUGCAGUUGUGAGGUGUGAGGAGAAGAUUGUCAAACAGGUGUUUGGUAUUCCGAUGGGCAAGUCUACGAGCCCGGUUCUCGCCUCCGUGACCUGCGCAAUGGCGGAACUGCAGUUCGUCAGUGGACUUGGAUCGAAUAGAAGAAUGUGUCAUCGUCACCUUGGAAGAAUGUACCCAUUCGGUCUACGAUUUGAUUCAUCAAAUCCAAAGCCAAUGAAUGGCUGGAUGCAUGGUGUCCAGUUUGUGGCAGUGAACAUGCAAAAGCCUGGGCAGCGACUUUGGAUGACACAUGGUUUCUUCAGAGCCAAUGGCGGAUGUGGCUAUGUAAAAAAGCCAGACUGCAUGCUGCCAUCAUAUGAUGAUACGAGGGUGGGUCCAGAUGGGUUUGACCCCCAUGCAAGCAUGGAACCACGGAUAACACUGGAGGUAUUUACAGAUGCCGUAGCUGCCGCCAAGGCUCAGCAGGAGGCAGCAGAGGCAGAACGUCAGCGGCUGGCCAAUGAGGCAGCAGCCCAAGCUCAGCAGACGGCUGAGGCCGACGCAGCGGCACGAGACCAACGGAAUGCCGCCAGCAUGGAAUCCCUGAUUCGUAAUGAGAAUCAGUGGACAACGAUCCUCGAAGGCAUGAUCUUUGUGCCUUCGGAAGAGCAGGCAGAUCCAACUUCGGCGGAGGCAGAGAGGACUCGCCUGGCUAACGUGAUGUUGACGAUGAUGCGAUCGAUCAUGUGGUGUUAUACGAUGUUAGCGGUGCAAAUACACGAGGGCAGACAGCUGCGACAGAUUCAGCAGAAGGAUUCUGCAGCCUUAUCAGUUGCUGUUCGCACUACCGCCACACAUCAGCAACAACUGCUGAACACCACCACCGCACGCGUCAGCAGCAUCGAGGCUAAGACCUCAGCAGCGCCAGGCUGCACGACAGACGAGACGAAGCAGCUCAAUGGGCGCAUCGAUCACGUCGUCAAUCUCAUCGGUGACAUAGGUGUUUUCAAUGGGCCGGACAUGAUCAGUAGCACGGUGGCCGCCAUCAAGACGGACAUCACCAAGCUGCAAACGAGACCGGACGCCACUACGAAGAACUACAAGAUGCCGCACUUCGACAUCAGCAAGUUCAACGACCACAACAAGACGGACGCUUUGGCAUGGUGGCAACGUUUCCUCACAGAAGCAUCAUGCCGCACUGUCCCGGACGACUAUCUGAUGAAGGUGUUAUACUUACAGCUGAUUGGAGGAGCGCAGGCAUGGAUGAACCAUCUGGCGGCUACCCACACAUGCACCAUCUUUGAACUUCACACGCACAUUACGUGGAAGGAUUUCGAGAAGCUAUGGUUCACCCGUUUCAUGGUCCGCAACGUCGUGAAGGCGGCCAUGAACGAAGUGUAUACCUGCUUUCAAGGGAAUAUGCCAACUCGAGACUGGACAACCAAGUGGCAGAAGAUAGUGACCACGCCAGGCAUCGAUUUGAGUUUUACCAAUCAACGAUUCGAGUUCUUCUCGCGAUCGUGCGCAGGACUGCGAUCGGCACUCGGCAAUGAGUACGAUUACGAUUCAUUCCAGGUCAUUCUGGAUCGUGCAAACUUGGUCAUCCAAACGGAUGACAAGACCGCAAACGAACGGCAGUCCCAGCCGCAUUAUGUGGCUAAGCAUAGCUAUCAACGUCCGACACAUAACAAUGCCAUGAUUUCGGAAGAAACAGACGAUCUCCACGCUGCAGCAGCAUCCUCGAGUGAUGGAGGAAUUGUAGCAGUGCUCCCGCCGAAGCAUCCCAAGAGAGUUCGGAAGAAUAAGGCGACACAAGAGACGACAUCGACGGGAACUGGGCCGCAACCAUGGACGGCUUACAAGAUAACCAAGGAUGUCUACGACCUCCGUCAAAAGUACGGAUACUGCCUUUGGUGCAACGACGUCAUGCAUUUGACCGCACAAUGCCCCGAAAAGGGCAAGACACGCGAUCCUCUCGAGGCGGGCGCCGUCCCUCCGCGUGGAUGUAUCUACCGCAUGAGCGAAGAGGAACUCGAGGUGCUUCGCGCACAACUCGAUGACCUUCUCGACAAGGACUGGAUUCGCCCUAGUUGCUCGCCAUACGGUGCACCUGUUCUCUUCGUCCGGAAGAAGAACAAAGAUCUACGGUUAUGCAUCGACUAUCGCAAACUUAACGCACAAACAGUAAAGAACGCCGGCCCUCUCCCUCGGAUUGAUGAUCUCCUUGAGCGGUUAGGCAGCGCAACGUACUUCUCGAAGUUGGACUUGAAGUCAGGUUACCACCAGAUUGAAAUCCAGCCUCAAGAUCGGUACAAGACCGCAUUCAAGACGCGGUACGGACAUUUUGAGUGGGUUGUCAUGCCUUUUGGCCUCACCAAUGCCCUCGCAACUUUUCAAGCAGCUAUGACGACUGAGUUUCACGACUUGCUCGAUCGCAGCGUCCUCAUCUACCUCGAUGACAUCUUGGUCUAUAGCAGGACGUUGGACGAGCACAUCACACACCUUUGCGCUGUUUUGAAUCGUUUGCGACUGGCCAAGUACAAAGCGAACCACGACAAGUGCGAGUUCGCCAAGCAAGAGCUUGAGUAUUUGGGCCACUAUGUUACGUCAAAAGGCAUUCGUCCCUUAGCCGACAAGAUCCAAGCCAUCGUGGAUUGGCCGGAACCCCGUUGCACUACGGACGUACGCUCUUUCAUGGGAUUGGCUGGAUAUUAUCAGCGAUUCGUCGAGUCAUACUCAAAAGUGGCAGCUCCCUUGUCGAGACUUCAGUCCCCGAAGUGUCACGAGGACGGUUGGCAUCCGGUCGAGUAUUUCUCCCAAAAGGUGCCUCUCGUAAACACUCUCGACGACGCUAGGAAGAAAGAGCUACUCGCGUUCGUCACCGUUCUCAAACGGUGGCGCCACUUUCUUCUCGGUCGUCGGCGUUUUAAAUGGAAUACGGAUAACAAUCCGUUGACAUUUUACAAAACGCAGGACACGGUCACUAGUACGAUUGGUCGAUGGAUGUAUUACAUCGACCAGUUCGACUUUGACCCGUGCCACAUUCCCGGUCCCGCCAAUCGAGCUGCGGACGCCCUCUCACGACGGCCCAACUUUUGUGCCAUUGUGACCACGGCAUUCGACCUCGAUGACGAUCUGUAACCGCAUUUCGUCAAAGGCUACAAGUCUGAUCCGACUUACUCUACGCUCUACGCGGAGCUUUCUUCGGAUCACCCGCCGGCUAGCCACUAUCAG